Messenger RNA from Scylla paramamosain (green mud crab), 1925 nucleotides. It is a transcript of the gene cta, whose product is annotated as guanine nucleotide-binding protein subunit alpha homolog. Bases 95 to 1210 code for a protein of 371 amino acids. The transcript is spliced from 8 exons. Gene Ontology annotation, biological process: Rho protein signal transduction; adenylate cyclase-modulating G protein-coupled receptor signaling pathway. Gene Ontology annotation, cellular component: brush border membrane; heterotrimeric G-protein complex. Gene Ontology annotation, molecular function: GTPase activity; G-protein beta/gamma-subunit complex binding; D5 dopamine receptor binding. The record is from RefSeq and is a predicted model, not a curated record. NCBI's taxonomy places the organism in Eukaryota, Metazoa, Arthropoda, Malacostraca, Decapoda, Portunidae.
AGUGAUGAUAGUAACGGGAGCAUCUUAAAUGAGUGAAAAGUGCAGUUCCACGCCUCCGUAACUCAUCCUAGCUGGCAGUGUUUGUGUUGUGGCCAUGGCGCGGCUCACCGUGCUCAGCUGCUCCUGUUGCUUGAGGGCUUUAUGGACGCCAGAGGAGAUGGAUCAGCACAGAAGAUCACAAGAAAUAGAUAAAGUGUUACAGAAGGAAAGAGAAAGGCUCCGAAGACAAGUUAAACUCCUCUUGUUGGGGGCUGGGGAGUCUGGCAAAUCAACCUUCCUGAAGCAGAUGCGCAUCAUCCAUGGGUAUCGGUUUGGGCACGAGGAGAUCGACGAGUAUAGAGAGACCAUUUACAAAAAUAUUGUUAUGGGUAUGAAGGUUCUGGUGGAUGCAAGAGACAAACUUCGGAUACCUUGGGAGGAUGACACACGAGAGAGCAUUGGAAACCAUCUCAUGAAGUAUAUGUCAUACAUGCCACUAGACAGACAAGUGUUUCUGGAAUAUGUUCCAAGCAUCAGGGAUCUCUGGAAAGAUACUGGCAUAAGACAAGCAUACAACAGGAGGGCAGAAUUUCAGUUGACUGACAGUGUUUCAUAUUUCUUCGAUUCCUUAGACAGAAUAGGAGUUUCGGAGUAUAUCCCCACAGAGAAAGAUAUUCUUCAUUGUCGCAAAGCCACCAAAGCAAUCACAGAGUUCACCAUUCCCAUCCAAAAUGUUCCCUUCCUAUUUGUGGAUGUAGGAGGACAAAGAACACAAAGACAAAAGUGGUUUCAGUGCUUUGAGAGUGUUACCUCCAUCAUCUUUCUUGCCUCGUCAUCAGAAUUCGACCAGCGGCUCCUGGAAGACAGAGUCACAAAUAGGUUAGAAGAAUCCCUCAAUAUCUUCGGGACCAUAGUCAACAAUCGUAACUUUCGUGAUGUUUCCAUAAUUCUCUUUCUCAACAAGACAGAUCUACUCAUUCAGAAAAUCAGAUCAAGACAAAGCAACAUAGCCCAUUAUUUUACAGACUUUGUGGGAAAUCCACAUGAUGAGAGAUGUGUCCAGCAAUUCAUCCUGCACAAAUUUGUGGAGCAGCGAAGAGGAGACACUACUCGCCGCCCUCUCUUCCACCAUUUUACAACAGCCGUGGAUACGGAAAACAUUAAGGUUGUGUUCAAUUCUGUAAAAGAUACAAUACUUCAAAGAAAUUUAGAAACACUAAUGCUUCAGUGAACAUUGUUAUGUUUUAGGAAAGUGGAACACCUUUAUACAAAAUGCAACUUAGAUAUACAUAGCUACUAGAGACUUUGUACAGGACACAGCAGUUUGUGAAGGGAAAGCUACAUACAGUGUGGAAACAUGUUUCCUAGUAAAACAUUGAAAAGUGUAUGAUGAUAAUCUUUAUGUUACAGUUCUGUCUGCUUCAUGAAGGUACACAGUACUGUGCUAUACCAUGCCUCAUUCAUUUAUAGGCAGAUGCUCAGUUCAUGUUAUGCCACAUCAGCUUUCAUUUAGUACAUUAUAAUGGGAUCACAUCUGUUGAAGAAAGAUUUAAUAAGUCCAAUAUUUUUGUUAUGUCCAAAUCAGGCACAAGAAAUAAGGUAAAUCUUGAAAUGUGGAUGUCACGGCGGAAUAGUUUUUAUUUUAUAAAACACGCAACUUACUGCACUGUAUGAAGUAUUGGAUUUUAUUAUAUUUUCACUUCACCAAGAGUUGUAGGAUGUGGGCACCACAUCUGCCUUAUGCUGCACAAGAAAUAGGUUGAUUUACAGCAGUUUGGAAAAACACAUACAUUCCGUAUUUUGUGGCUUAAAAGAACCAUUUAUUUCUUUCUCUUUUUUCUUCUUUUCCUUCAUUAUUCUUUUUCUUCUUUGCUUUAUUUUUUUCAUUUUCUUCUAAUAUUCUUCCUUGAAAAUUUAUUGGAAAAUUCCCAUAUAUAUGUUUUGUA